AUGAGCAGCUUCGGGAAGAUCCUGCGGGAGAUCGGGGAGUUUGGUAGCUUUCAGAAACGCUUGUUGGCUGGAAUAUGCAUCCUCAGCAUUUUUUCUGCUUUCGACAUCGCCGGUCAGGUGUUUGUAGGACUGAACUUCCCACAUUCCUGUAACACCGACUGGAUCCUGGAGCGAGGACCCAACCUGACGGAGGAGCGACAAAGAAAUCUCACCCUCCCACUGAACAGGGAUGGAGGCUUUGAGAGCUGUGAGAUGUUCACACCUGUGGAUCUUGAUUUGGAAACCAUUGAGGCGUAUGGCAUCAACAAGACUACAGGAUGCACACAUGGAUGGGACUAUGACGCACCUGUUGGGGCGUCUAGCAUCGUGACAGAGUUUGAUGUAGUUUGUGACAGGAGGGGUUUGAUCGAGGCGUCCCAGUCCAUCUCCAUGGCCGGAGUUCUGGUUGGAGCGCUGGCUUAUGGGGCGAUUUCUGACCGGUUUGGACGGCGCUUCUCGAUCCUGCUCUGUGUUUCUCUCCUCCUGUUCUUCAGUGUUGGUUCAGCUUUCUCCCCCAACAUCUACGUUUACAUGGUUUUCAAAUUUCUCUGCGGCACCUCGAGUGGGUUUAUCCUAAUACAUAAAAUGUCUAUAUAUAUCUGUGUUACAGGGGUGGAGUGGACUGGUCCCUCUUACGCUGCUCGUUUCACAACAAUCACCAUAACGUUCUGCGGUGUGGGACUGACCUUACUGUCGGGCAUCGCCUAUUUAAUCCGCGAUUGGAGGAUCCUGCAGCUGGUGCUCUUCAGUCCUCUUCUAGUCCUCUUUACUCGCUUUCUCUGGUUUCUCCCAGAGUCCGCCCGCUGGCUGAUCACCCAGGGUAGGAAGGAGGAGGCGCUGAAGGAGCUGCAGAGGGCGGCCAGACUGAACGGGACCACGGUACCAGAACAUCUGUUGGACAAGCUUGAGAUUGAGGGAACAUCUGGAAGAAGAAACGUGUUCGACAUCUUCCGGAUAUCGUAUUUGAGAAAACGUACUCUCAUAAUGGGCUACAACUGGUUUGCAGCAAAUCUUCUCUACUACAGACUGACCCUGAAUGUGGGCAGCUUUGGCCUCAAUAUCUACCUCACACAGUUCAUCUUUGGAGUCGUCGAAUUUCCUGCACAGGCUACUUCUUACGCUCUGAUGCAACGCAUCGGAAGGAGGACAGGACUAGUGGGCUUCCUUUUCUUCGGGGGAGCUUCUUGCCUCAUGGUCCUUGCCAUCCCAAAAGAUCUUCCUGCCGUGGUGACAACCAUAGCAGUCAUCGGGGCGUUUGCUGCUACUGCCAGUUUCAACGUAAUCUAUGUGUACACUACAGAAUUAUACCCAACUAUUUUAAGGCAGAAUGGUUUUGGUGUGAACUCGAUGUUUGGUCGCGUGGCGGGGAUCCUGGCUCCACUGGUGAGACUCCUGGACGUCUACCAUCACUCCAUCCCCAUGCUGAUAUACGGCAUCGUCCCCAUCACUGCUGCUGGUCUCUGCUUGUUACUGCCUGAAACCCUCAAUGUGGAACUCCAGGACCACACUGAGUCCGAGAAACCAUCAAAUGGAGCUUUGGAGAAUGCUGAAGUAAUAAUUCAAGAGAAAAAACUUUAAUUUGUACUCUACUUAAUUUGUACUCUACUUCCUUUAUUAUAGUCAGACAACUUUUCUACAUGU
This is a messenger RNA of Gymnodraco acuticeps, 1680 nucleotides long. Its product is annotated as solute carrier family 22 member 13-like. Gene Ontology annotation, molecular function: transmembrane transporter activity. Bases 1 to 1617 code for a protein of 538 amino acids. The record is from RefSeq and is a predicted model, not a curated record. NCBI's taxonomy places the organism in Eukaryota, Metazoa, Chordata, Actinopteri, Perciformes, Bathydraconidae. The transcript has 11 exons. Gene Ontology annotation, biological process: transmembrane transport. Gene Ontology annotation, cellular component: membrane.